GCGGGCAGGCACGAGAUCGAGGAGCUGCCCCUCUCAGCUGACGCACCUUUGCUUCCUCCCUCUGCUUCCCCACACGACAAACCAUUUUGUCAAUCAAUUCUACAGCUUUCUCUCUCCAUUCCAAUUCACAUUCCAUACCACAUCAUUCAAGAUGAGUGCAAUCGCCGACAGCACUGAUGGCCGUGUCGAACAGGUCAAGGUGCUGUUCGCCCUCUUCCCAGGGUACAACACGCUUGACGUGGCCGGUCCUCUCGAGGUCCUGAGCCGAUCUCUUCAGGAUCCCAAGGACAAAGGUAGCAGGGCUUUCGAGUGCCAGUUCGUCGGUCCCGCUGCUGCCAUGACGUCCGUCCAGGGCCUCACCAUCAAGGCCGACAUGGACUACGACGAUGCCAACGACGAGCUUGAGGACUUCGACGUCCUCAUCAUUCCCGGCGGCGAGGGCGUCUUCGAGGUGCUCAAGAACAAGUCGGAGCCCCUCAGCCUCCUUACCAAGUACGUCGAGCUUCAAGAGAAGAACCCGGCCAAAGAACGCACCAUCCUCGCCAUCGACGUCGGCGCCCUGCUCCUUGCCCAGCAAGGUAUGCUCGAGGGCCUCGCCGCCACAACCCACCCCGACUACUACGUCCGCCUAGAGACGCUCUGUCAAGAUGCUGCUAGGCGAGACAUGUCCAUGCGUACCGACGUUAUGGAGGAGCGAUACGUGGUGAACAACGCUCGCUUCGACCUGGGCGAGAACCCCGAUGACAAUCCGUACAUCAUCAAGAAGUCCCGUCAGCCGCCCAGCGAGCCUGAGGGUCCCAACAUGCAAAACGCGCGCAGGAAGUCGAUUGCUCGCAAGGGCAGCAACGCCUGGCGUGAUUCUCGUCGCCGCGAAUCGAUUGCUAGGCGUGCUCAGAUGCCGCUGGGCGGCAUGCGUGUCAUCACUACGGGCGGCGUCACUGCUGGUCUAGACGCCAGCCUGUACUUGGUCGGUUCUCUGGCAUCUCACGACUCUGCUCUAGAGGUCGCCCGCGUCAUGCAGUAUACUUGGGUCAAGGGCGUUACGGUCGAUGCCAUCGAUGUUUGAGCUGGUACUCUGGCGGCCUAACGAAGGCGUUUACGAGGAUUGGGACGAAACUUGAUCGGGUAUGAUCAUUUUAUUAAGGUCGGGAAUCUUGAGGAUUUACCACGACUCGAUGUAAGGUAACGAAUUAUUCACGGAAAUGAAAACAGUAAACCAU
Molecule: messenger RNA, 1220 nt
Organism: Cucurbitaria berberidis CBS 394.84
Lineage: Eukaryota; Fungi; Ascomycota; Dothideomycetes; Pleosporales; Cucurbitariaceae
Product: class I glutamine amidotransferase-like protein
Exons: 3
Coding region: 152-1066 (304 amino acids)
Source: RefSeq, a predicted model, not a curated record